GUCGGGCGUUUUGUGCUGGUGAGAUAUUGUUGCACUCUAUCAUUUGAUCAACCAAGGGAAGCUUGAAGAGAGUAAGAACUUCUUUAGGACACUAUAUAGUUUCAUAUACUUGCUAGGCACCUAUUUGAAGCCACAUGUGGCUAUUUUGAAUGGCAUUACUAUGGGCGGCGGGGCUGGAGUUUCCAUACCUGGGACAUUCCGGAUUGCCUCUGGUAGAACUGUUUUUGCAACCCCAGAAACUCUAAUUGGUUUUCACCCUGAUGCUGGCGCAUCCUUUUACCUCUCACAUCUACCUGGUCACUUAGGGGAGUAUUUAGCUCUGACAGGGGAAAAACUCAAUCCAGCAGAAAUGAUGGCUUGUGGGCUAGCUACACAUUAUUCUCUCAGUGAAAGACUCCCAUUAAUUGAAGAAGCGCUUGGGAAAUUGGUAACUGAUGAUCCUUCUGUCAUUGAAGCAUGCUUGGAAAAAUACUGUGACAUUGUCCAUCCAGACCAGAUGAGUGUAGUUCACAGGAUUGAAAUACUUGACAAAUGUUUCAGCCUUGACACAGUGGAAGAAAUUAUUGAUUCUUUGGAACGCGAGGCAGCUGAAACAAAUGAUGCUUGGUGCAGUUCCACUUUAAGAAGACUUAAAGAAGCCUCACCACUGAGCUUGAAGGUUUCCUUGAGAUCUAUACGAAAAGGUAGAUUUGAGACCUUUGAUCAAAGCUUGGUCCGUGAAUACCGAAUGUCAUUACAAGGGAUAUCUAAGCAAAUUUCUGGUGAUUUUUGUGAGGGAAUUCGUGCACGAAUGGUGGAGAAGGACCUUGCCCCAAAGGUAGUGGAGUCCUCCAAGUCUGGAACAGGUGUCGGAAGAUAUGGUUGAUUGCUAUUUUUCCCCACUUAGUGAAUCUGAGCCUGAUCUAGAGCUGCCCACAAAACUGCGAGAAGCUUUUAAUUAGUUUCAAAGCUUAGAAGCUUCACUCUCAGGAGGUAUAGGUUUUGUCUGCACGAUCAGGACAGCAUAAUAGUUUCUAAAAUCAGUUAUUGUCUAUAUUAGCCAAUUGUUUCCGUAUUCUUUAAGAAAAAUCUAUUAAGUUGCAUUUAAAUCUAUGGUUAAAAUAAAUUCCCAGCAAGAGAAUUAAUAAUGCUG
This is a messenger RNA of Pistacia vera, 1132 nucleotides long. RefSeq names its product 3-hydroxyisobutyryl-CoA hydrolase-like protein 1, mitochondrial. Bases 161 to 865 code for a protein of 234 amino acids. NCBI's taxonomy places the organism in Eukaryota, Viridiplantae, Streptophyta, Magnoliopsida, Sapindales, Anacardiaceae. The record is from RefSeq and is a predicted model, not a curated record. Gene Ontology annotation, biological process: L-valine catabolic process. The transcript has 11 exons. Gene Ontology annotation, molecular function: 3-hydroxyisobutyryl-CoA hydrolase activity.